GAUCUACCCAUUCUCUCUCGGGAGCAUCAAAUCAUUGUCCCACGUGGUUAAGGUUGGCGCAGGUGACACAGCUGUGAACUCAGAAGGUAGCCAACACAACCCCCUCAAGAGUUAAACAAGUUUAAUAUAUCGGUAGGCCAGUGAGAGAGGCAGACCUGUGAAGAGCAGCCCAGGAUGGUGCUGGACGCGGACGCCCACCUCAACGAUGAGGUGUUCCUUUCUCCGGCUCUCCAAAACAAACCUGCGUCUUCCUGGGGAGUGAAGGUCAAGGAGAGGCUGAAGAUUGUCACUCCCUACCUGGGCAAGUUCAGACCCACCGUGGGCCAGUGCUGCCAUCAGUGCACCCCAGACAGUCUGGGCAAGACACUAGGACAGAAGACUGCCUCUCUUGGUUUCCAGAAUGUCCUGGCUGUUGAUGAGACACAAAUCAGGUACCGCGGAUGGCUGGUCCGCAGAGUUUGCUGUGUCCUGUUUGUGUCUGGGUGCAGUGUCUCCCCGAGUCCAGCCGGAGAUAGGCUCGAUCGAGUCCGUCAGAGCAUCAGAGUGCAAGAGGCUCUCUGUGAGGAACACGCAGCCCCUCCAGGGCCGGGCCACCAGGGGGAGAGCAGCCGCCUACCCCCCUACCUCUCCUCCCUCAUCAACACCUGCAUCUCCCCCGGCUUUCUACGUUUUGGGUGCUGGCUGUGCCUGAAGACCCUUGGAUCGGUGUUCAGCAGCAUCCAGGUCAACCUCAACCAUGUGGCCGCGCUUCACCGGGCGUCACAACAGGGCUCCCCGUUGGUGUACGUGUUUAUGCGUCAGAGCAGCCUUGACUUCGUCCUGAUUCCCCUGCUGCUCUUCACUCAAAACCUUAAAGUCCCUUACACCUUCUGUCCCCAGCAGAUGAACUGCUCCUGGCUCCGGUCAAUCCUACAGAAAGUGGGCGUGGUCUUCCUACCUCCUAAUGUGCCGACUGAAGACGAUGCUGAGUUGGACGAUUUGUACUCUCCAACCAUGACAGCUCUGCUGCGUGAGCUGCUCUGCGAGGGCCAGGCAUUAAGUGUCAGCGUGUGCAGGGAGACCGGACGCGGUGGCCAGUGGCUGGCGCGCAUCAGGCAGAUCAUCAAAGAGGGAGUGGUGCCUGAUGUCAGCCUGGUCCCCGUGGGCAUCUCCUACGACAGCAUCCCAAACACAGGCACACCGGUUGGCCUUGGUUCUUUAUUCAGACGCCUUUGGGCUGCUCUCUGGUCCCAGCCGAGCAGCAGUUUGAGGGUUCACUUUGCCCAACCCUUCUCUCUCAAGGAGACGUGCGCCACAGGGAGAUGCCGGGUGGAUGGAUGGCGCCCCCUACAGGAACUGCUUCUGCCCGCUGUUCUCUACGGCAGGACGGAGGAGAUAGUGGGGCAAAGGAAGAUGUCCUGGAUCCUGCCGUCACAUUACACUCCUGAACUGGUCCAGUCCGAAAGGGACCUCAGCACAGCCCUCACCCUCCACCUCAUCUACUCUACGACCUCUUGUAUGGCUGUGAUGUCCACCAGUCUGGUAGCCACUCUUAUGCUGCAUAGACACCGCAAGGGAGUGCAUGCGUCUGCUCUGUGUCGUGAUGUUGCCUGGCUGACAGAGGAGCUUCUGUUCAGGAACAAAGACGUGGGCUUUGGGGGCAGCUUGCCUGAGGUGGUAUGCUACGCUCUAGCGCUGCUUGGCCCUCACCUCACCAUCAUCUCUAACGCCUCCAGGAAAGAUAUCUUCGUUGUUCCAAGGCCCUCCGUGGACGCCAUCACCAGCCUUUCCAUCCCCACACAGAUUGUCACCCACUCCUUCAUAGCGGAAGCGGUCGGGGCGUGCGCAGUGUCGGCCAUGCUGAGCGAGGUGGCGUCCAGCGGCGUCAGCCACCGAGUCAGGAGUGGCGGGCAGCGCGGCGAGGAGGUCAGGGGCGACAUGGAGUUUGACGUGGCGCUCUGUGAGACGCAGCUGACUCAACGGAGCCUGCAGCUCUACCAUCUCUUGCCCCCGGGCUUCAUCCCGCCCUGCCAGUCAUCCCAAAGUUUUGCCCUGGAGGCGGUGGACAGUCUGGUGCGCUGUGGUCUCCUCGUCAUGGAGGAGGUAAGGGAGUAA
Molecule: messenger RNA, 2094 nt
Organism: Gadus chalcogrammus (walleye pollock)
Lineage: Eukaryota; Metazoa; Chordata; Actinopteri; Gadiformes; Gadidae
Product: glycerol-3-phosphate acyltransferase 2, mitochondrial-like
Exons: 18
Coding region: 175-2094 (639 amino acids)
Cellular component (GO): mitochondrial membrane
Source: RefSeq, a predicted model, not a curated record